UGCGUAACUUCCUGUAACAACAUGGGCUCUCGCAGCGAAGCUACGUUUUUAGAAAUAAUCAUGGUCUGUGUUCGUAAAUAACACUAAUUAUAAUUCUCUCUUUGUCCCGUAGAAUGACUAUCAUGAACAUUGCAAAAUUUAGAUCACGACAAUUUCACAGACAUAGGAAACGCCUUUUUGUUUGCCAUAACGGUUGUUAGUUAUCAUUAUCAAGACCCUUUGAUUGAUUCAAUGAUAGCAUAGCGAGCAAACUUUAAAGCUAUUCGUACAUGGUGUAGGAAAAGGUUUUUGCAAAAAAAUGUUAAGUUUCCUUGCGGCUAGACGUACUGGAGUCGAUGACCCCCUCCGACUGAGACGUGCAGAAUCGACAAGAAGGGUUCUUAGUCUUGAGCUGAAUCAUGAUCGGGAUGUGGCUCGAAUCCAUGGAAAUGGGAUCAACUCAUUAGACAUUGAAGUAAUUGAAGGCAGAUAUAUGUUGUCAGGAGGUGCAGAUGGAGUAAUAGUAAUCUAUGACCUUGAGAAUGGAAGCAGGAAACCACAUUACACAUGUAAAGCAAUGUGCACAGUUGGAAGGUCUAGCCGCCAUGUGCACAAGUUCAGUGUGGAAACUGUUCAGUGGUAUCCCCAUGACACAGGCAUGUUCGUAUCCAGCUCCUUUGACAAGACAAUGAAAGUGUGGGACACAGAGACGUUGAAGCCCGCUGAAGUGUUCCAGUUUGAAGAGAAUGUCUACUGCCACCACAUGUCCCCUGUAGCCAGGAAGCACACGCUCAUUGCAGUUGGUACCAAAGACCCUAAAGUACAGCUGUGUGAUAUCAAGUCAGGGUCGCGUAUCCAUGUCCUGCAGGGUCACAGAGGGGAGGUUCUCUCAGUCAAAUGGUCUCCUCGAUAUGAGCACAUCUUAGCCACGGCCAGCGCGGACAGCAGGGUGAGAGUGUGGGAUGUGCGACGGGCCUCAGGGAGUCUCUUCACUUUGGACCAGCAUAACGGGGACAAGUCCAAAGCUGCCACAGAAGCAGUCGACACGGCCCACAACGGACGCGUGAAUGGCUUGUGUUUCACAGCCGAUGGCCUGUACCUGCUCACCACGGGGACAGACGACCGCAUGAGGCUGUGGAACAGCGCUACAGGAGAGAACACUCUGGUGAACUAUGGCAAGGUGGCCAACUCCAGCCGCACUUGCCUAAGGCUAAGUGUGUCACGCGGCUGUAGUCCAGAGUUUGUGUUUGUGCCCUGUGGCAGCUCGGUGGCAGUCUACUCACUGCACUCAGGAGAGCUGGUCACUAUGCUCCGGGGUCACUAUAAUAACGUCGACUGCUGCGAGUUUCACCCUGACUAUCAGGAACUGUAUAGUGGGGGCAAGGACUGCAACAUCCUAGCCUGGGUUCCUGUGUUGAGGCAACCUGACAUUGAAGAUGAUGAGACUGCCACUGCCAAGAGUGGACCACAGGCUGCAGUAAACCCAGCUUUUGUCGACGCUUGGAGCAGUGACGAGGACUAAAGGAUUUCAAAGACGGAAGCCAAAGAAUGAUGAAGAAAGCAUCUCCACGGCCUUGGUUUACAAAACCUGCCUUCUCAUACCACAACAAUGCAGAACAUGCUGUCAGUCAUGUGAUGGAGCUCCAAGAGCACCUUUAGGUGUAUUUUAACACUACUAGUGUCUUCAUUUAUGGAUGUGUCAUACUCCUAUUUUCUUUUUCAUUCUCAAACUGCUGGGAUUUGUAAAAGUCAGUCAUGAGCCUGAUGUGUAUAGUAUGUGAGGGAAUGGGAUGAAUGUUUAGAUUGAGAUCCAUGUUCUAGUUAUUACAGGAAAGGGUAGUUCAUGAUGCAUGAGCUCAGAUGACGCCAUUUAAAAAACGUCUUUUGUAGUGAACCUGUAAAUGGGAUGUAAGUAAAUGUUGUAAAUGUUGUUUACAAAUGAUAUUAUGCCAGUUUGUUAGGGAAUAUGUCGGUAUAAUGAUAAUAAUAAUAACAAUACAUUUUAUUUAAAGGCGCCUUUCUUGGCACUCAAGGUCACCAAAAGGUAUCAACAUAACUUGCUCACAAAUCAUGCCUUUUUCUCCACUGAACAAUCAAUUAUGCAUAUGGGGGACAUUCAUAUCACUCUGACUUGAGCAGCACUCUGAAACAAGCAGGAUUGUAUCAGUUUUAUGAUUUGUUUUCUAAGGUAUUUUAAAAAUAAACAUGUCACUGUGUCAUUGCUGA
Molecule: messenger RNA, 2205 nt
Organism: Sardina pilchardus (European sardine)
Lineage: Eukaryota; Metazoa; Chordata; Actinopteri; Clupeiformes; Clupeidae
Gene: ercc8
Product: excision repair cross-complementation group 8
Exons: 12
Coding region: 299-1501 (400 amino acids)
Biological process (GO): proteasome-mediated ubiquitin-dependent protein catabolic process; protein polyubiquitination; transcription-coupled nucleotide-excision repair
Cellular component (GO): Cul4A-RING E3 ubiquitin ligase complex; nucleotide-excision repair complex
Molecular function (GO): protein binding
Source: RefSeq, a predicted model, not a curated record